Molecule: messenger RNA, 17411 nt
Organism: Podarcis lilfordi (Lilford's wall lizard)
Lineage: Eukaryota; Metazoa; Chordata; Lepidosauria; Squamata; Lacertidae
Source: the annotation of a GenBank genome assembly
AUGGCGGACGUUUUGCUGGAAACCACUGUUAUGGAAGUGGAGCCUGCAAGUUAUACCAAAAGGAAUCUAGACAGAUUGCUAUUCAGAAAGGGACAAUUCCUUCUUUUGGAAAACCAUUCAGAAACCUUAACUCUGUAUAGCACUUGAAACAUUUGUCUACCAAAGUACCCCGCUCAGGAAUCAGGGCUAGGAAGGGCUUCAAAUGCCUUAAGGCAAAUAAUGAAUAAUGUAUGCACUCCUGUUUUGUUGACUCCUGUCGUUAUUAGCAGUGAAAGACACAAAACAAUAGAUGGCAGUAUUGGCAUGAAUAUCCACUUGUGUGUUUUACUUUAAAAAUUCUUCCCCAGCCAGUGUCCAAAUUCUCUCUGCUGGUAGCCCUGCCAUUUGUCUCUACUUCCCUGCUUCUCACCUGUCAUCUAACUGUAUUGUUGUUGUUGUUGUUUAGUCGUUUAGUUGUGUCCGACUCUUCGUGACCCCAUGGACCAGAGCACACCAGGCACUUCUGUCUUCCACUGCCUCCCGCAGUUUGGUCAAACUCAUGCUGGUAGCUUCAAGAACACUGUCCAACCAUCUCGUCCUCUGUCGUCCCCUUCUCCUUGUGCCCUCCAUCUUUCCCAACAUCAGGGUCUUUUCCAGGAGUCUUCGCUUCUCAUGAGGUGGCCAAAGUAUUGGAGCCUCAGCUUCAUGAUCUGUCCUUCCAGUGAGCACUCAGGGCUGAUUUCCUUAAGAAUGGAUAGGUUUGAUCUUCUUGCAGUCCAUGGGACUCUCAAGAGUCUCCUCCAGCACCAUAAUUCAAAAGCAUCAAUUCUUCGGCGAUCAGUCUCUAUAUGCUCCAGCUCUCACUUCCAUACAUCACUACUGGCCUAACUGUAUACUCUCCUCCAUUCUCCUCCUUCAUCCUCUUUUUGGCAAUGUAAAAGAAUGUCUUUAAACGCAGGAAGGUUGUCCCCCAACACAGCUGCAUUUCAAGUAACAUUUGCAUUUGCUGUACACACCAGAGAGAGGGUAGGGGAGUCUUUGCCCAAUGAACAUUACUGAUGGGUCAGGGCAAAGGUCCAUAUCUAGUCCCACAUCCUGUUCUCAUAGUGGCAACCAGAGGAUCUAAAGGGAAGCCUGCAAGCAGGACCCAAAUGUAACUGUACUCUGUCCACUUGGGAUUCCCAGCACCUGGUAUACAGAUGUGUAUUGCCUCAAACAUAGCCAUUAUGGCUAGUAGCCACUGAAAGCUUUAUUUCUUUAAUAAAAGACAGCAAAUGUUAAUAAAAUUAAUAAAAUUUUUAUAAAACAGCAAAUUAAUAUAUAAAUUGUACAAAUAUGAGCCAAAUUCUGACAGAUUCUGAAAUGUACUCAGAGUCGCAAAGUGAUUUCAUGCUCUUUAUUCAGCUCAUAGUGGUGAGGAGGAAUGAAUGAAAGUCCCCUCACAGUAUCUGCUUUAUUUACACAAUGGGCUGCACAUGAUUGGCUAAUUCCGGAAUUCUACUGUAAGCCAAUCAGGUUGCGGAUUCACUUCUAUCUGGAGCAGGAUUGGGUGGAUCCUGCCAACCAAUCAUACUUCUGCAUUGUUCUAGGACCAAUCAGACUGCUGCAUUCUGAAUCCUAUUGUUCUAGGACCAAUCAGACUGCUGCAUUUUGGAUCCUAUUGUUCUAGGACCAAUCAGACUGCUGCCGUUUGGAUCCUAUUCAACUCAGUACAUAACAGAUUCUUAAAAGACUACAGUUGUGUGUGUGUGGAGCUUACUCCCAGUAAAUGGGAUAAGGAUUUCAGCCUAAACUAGGAAAAUAAAUAAUGUGCAAUGCAAGGCUUGCAAUCCAAAUAUUAGCGUAAAGCAGGGUUUCCCAAGCUUGGGUUUCCAGCUGUUUGGAGACCAAAACUUCAUCCCUUCCUCCAUUCUUUCAGGGGGAAAAUUGGAGAGAUUCUGCACUCAGAUAAAUUGAUGCUGGCUAUGACAACCGGAACUUGCUGCUUUCUUGUAGGAUGAGCGACUGCAAUUUGAUACUCUUAACUGGGAGAACAUUUAGUCCUUGCUGUGAUUUCUGCAUCGAAGGAGUUGGGCUGGAUGAUGCUUGGGAUCCCUUAAAACCCUACAAUUUUAUGAUUCUAAGUAACAUCUAAAUAGGCUCUGGGCACCUGCAUGGAUUUUUCUUUGUCUAUGGUGGCUUAUCCUUAAAAACAACAACACAUACCGGUAUUUAUGCAUUUUUAUAACUGUUGUACAUACAUCAUAUACUGUCCAUCACACAAUUUUCCUACUCAUAUUGAAAUACUGCGCCUCAAUGAGGCCAAACUUAGAUUCACAAAAUGUUUAGGGGUAUGCGUUCUCCAGUGUCCUCCCAGAAAAAAGCACUGCCAUCACAUAUCCAUUUCCUAAGGACUUCCCAGUCCACCUCUCCAUGGCAUUCUAUCAGCUGCAUAUCCUGAUCUUCUACCCAUUUUUAUCUCAAAUCUUCCUUUGUUUGAUAUUAUUUGCUGCUCACAUGUUUACUUCCACUUGCAGGUUGAAUUGAAUAUUAUACAGUGGUGCCUCAGGUUACAUACGCUUCAGGUUACAUAAGUUUCAGGUUACAGACUCUGCUAACCCAGAAAUAGUGCUUCGGGUUAAGAACUUUGCUUCAGGAUGAGAACAGAAAUCAUGCUCCGGCGGCACGGUGGCAGCAGGAGGCCCCAUUAGCUAAAGUGGUGCUUCAGGUUAAGAACAGUUUCAGGUUAAGAACGGACCUCCAGAACGAAUUAAGUCCUUAACCCAAGGUACCACUGUACUCUCUAAGAUAUUCUCCAAAACUCUUCUCUUAACUUUGUCUCAUCUUAUCCUGUAAGCCUUUUACUUCCUUUUGCACUGCGUUUGCUCCAAUUUGGUGGUAAAACACAAGUUUUCCCAGGACAAAAAAUACCACCACUUGGACACAGAGCUUUAAAGCCCAGACCUGCGCCUAGAAACAUGGCACAAAAGGAAGUCUGGAUGAGCCCUAGGACACACACAUGAGUAUAAAUAUGGUAAAAUAAAUGUCCUAAAUUAUUUACAGUAUAAACUGAACUGAAAGCUAUAUUGUCCUUCUCAUGCUACAACAGCAGCAAGAAUACUCAUUGCAAAGUAUUGGAAGACACAAGAUCUACCCACUCUGGAAGAAUGGCAGAUGAAGGUGAUUGACUACAUGGAAUUGGCAGAAAUGACUGGCAGAAUCUGAGACCAGGGAGAAGAGUCGGUGAAAGAAGACUGGAAGAAAUUUAAAGACUAUUUACAGAAAUAUUGUAAAAUUAAGGAAUCUUAGAAGGAUGUUGGAUAGAAACUAAGUGGUUUCCAGCUGUAAUGCUUUAAGAGAUACGAAAAAAGGUUUAUAAAUGGGUAAAAGCUUAAUGGUAAGGAUUUGCUGAACUAACAAACUGAACUGGAAUACAAAAAAGGGAGGUACAAGGAGGUCCGGGGAAAUAAGUGUAAGGAAGAUAUGCUUUGGAAAAUUAACGUGUUUUUAACUGUUUUUAUUUUGUAUGUUUCUUUUUAUUUUUCAUUUCUUUGUUAUAUCUUAAAAACUUUAUUCUUUUUUCUGUAUUUUGUAUUUUCUUGCAUUUUUAUUUUUUGUUUUUGUGUAAUUCUUGUACUCUUUGAAACUUUAAUAAAUAUCAUUUUAAAAAAAAUGAAAGUUAUAUUGUCCUUCUCUUCCACUAUAUUCUAUUUCUUACUACAUUUUAAAAAUGUAUUUGUUCAUAUCUUCCAGGCAAUCUUUCAAAUGAACAAUUUUGUCAUUUAAUGGAAGAGACUUGAAGGCUUAGCAUAAUUAAUGGGGCCACUUUCUUUCUUUGUUCCUCCCUCUUCUGUUCCCAUCUGCAGCACUUAUUUUCCUUCCUCUUUCAGUCUGGAGACACAUGAGUCCUGUAGCACAGCAUUAAUACUCGACAAGGUCUGUUUUAUUGGUUUACAUGCCCUCUUUGGCCGCUUGAGACAUUUAUUAGUCUUUAGCUAAUGUAUAUGGGACUUUCUGUCUUUUGAACAUUAAUUAAGAAAGCAUUCCCAACUGGACAUUGAUGUUAUUAUGAAGCAGGCUAUGCUAUGCUGUGUUUAAGAAUAUGUUGCACAACUGCAUGGUUUAAAUAGAGUCCCUUAAGACAGACAAAAGCUUUUUAACAUUUAUAAAGCGAUGACACCAUGGCUUUAUGACAUUUUGUAAAGUAAACACUACUCAGAGUAGGUAUAAUGAUACUGUGAAUGCUUGUUCCAUCUUACAAAUAGUCAGCUGAUGAUCUCAUGGCCAAGCCAAGUUAGAUUCAAUUAUGCUAAGAAUUUAGCACACUUAUAAAGUUGUUAUCUAUGUUGUCCUAGGAUUCUGUCUUAAAUUUGAACCAAGUUGAGAGAAUUUGUUUCCUCACUUCAAUUUUUUUUUAAAAAAACAAUGUAUUACUGUAUUGCUGCAGAUUCUGAUAUUAGUGACAUAAAUGUACACUACAGCCAAACUUUUCCAGAUGACACAAGAAAGGAGUUUGUCAUUUUACCUUGCCAUGCUGAAUAAUGCCUGCAAUAAGCUAUGCUUUGAUAUAAUGGGUUAGGUGUCUCAUAUCUGUAGAAUUUCACUCUUGUUUCAGUAGGUCUUAUUAAAGGCUAAAGCCUAUGAUUAGUAAGGAGAUUUAUCCUACACUAUAUUGUGACAUAAGGCAAGACACCUUUUCCCUUUCACUUGCUCUACCCCUCUGUGGUUACUGCUCCCCUUCCCACAACCACUUUCUCAACUCCCAUAGUCCAUCAAGAAAAUCCCUUUGGAAUCUCCUUUAUACCUCUGUUCACAUGUAUCUGUACCUUUCUUACAGUGGUGGCACUCAUGACCAUUUAUCUUAUGUCUUAAUAUAGCCUUCUACAACUUGGUGUCCUCCAGAUGUUGCUAAACUACAACUCUCCUCAUCCCUGCCCAUUGGCAACACUGGCUAGGGUGGAUGGAAUUUGGAGUCCAAUGACAUGGGGGUGGGCAGGCACCAAGCUGUUGGGUCAGAUUGCCUUAAUAUACAGUUCCCAUGCUCAUAUAGGCCCAACUCUAAGUGAGAUGUUAACUUUUUGACACUUAAUGUAGUGUAAACCACCCUGAAGGACAGUACAGAAAUUUAAUAAUUAAUAAUAAUGCCCACCCCUCCCUAAUCUCAACAGAAUGAAGGCAUGCAGGGGGCGGGGGAGAAGGCAGCAUACAGUUCAAACAAUAUUUUGUUUCAGCUUAUUUAUUUAAACUAUUUCUUAACCAUCCUUGAUCAAAAGAUUCCAGGGUAUUGUACAUAAUCCAUAUAACAUAUAAAAUAUAAUUUAAAACCAACACAUAACCAUAACAAAAUAAAUGAAAAAAGCUAAAAACAUAAUAAUAAUAAUAAUAAUAAUAAUAAUUUAUACCCCGCCAGCUUCCAACUUAAUAUUAAAAAUACAUUAAAACAUCAGUCAUUAAAAACUUCCCUAAACAGAGCUGGCACAACUGGUACCUUAAGUGGUUUACCAUGCAUGAUAUAAGAAUAUCUAGUGAUCUUGUCAAGUUUAUAGCUAAGUACUUAUCAAUCAAGACACUAAAUCAAGGGGUCAGUGUAUAAUGAGAACAGUGCUAUCCUGGACUAUAAGAGUCUCUCCUACCCCCUCAAAAAUUAUUAAGGGCAAAAGGCCUAUACUCUUGAUCAGUCUUCACCCAUCUAGUGCCCUCCAGAUGUUUGGGACUACAGCUUCCAUGGCCCUGCUGGCUUGAAGUUGUGGUCAAACUCUGGAGGGUACUAGGUUGGUAAACGUUCAUCUAGAUCUUCUGACGAGGGGCUAUAGGAGUCAGUAGAAACUCUGCUACACCAGCAGAACAUAAGCUACACAUAACACCUCAAAUAACACCAGCAGAGCAUGCUGCUGGCAGAGCUGUUCCAUUAUUUAUUUUAAGUAUUUAUAUACCACUGUUAAUCAGAAAAGACCACAAAGUGUUUUAUGUGAUAUACAGCUGCUCUUGGGAGGGAUGUAUGUGAAAUAACCAACACAGCUGGCUAGAUUUUAGGACGUAGUUGGAUGUAGUUCAAAAUUUACUGCCACACUACUGGAUUGCAUCUCCUUUUUUCACCUUCCCUGACCUUUUCUCCUUUCCUUAUAUAUGGUAAAAAACCAUGGUUUGUAAUAUCUUACGGCACUAGAAAUUUGUGGCAUCCAUCACUGCACAUGGUAUACACUAUAUACCAUUUUUUUGAAUCAUGGGAUCAAAAUUCUUAUUGAUGGGUUAAACUGUAAGGUUCUGGAAUAAUUUUGUUGGCUACCAGUUUAAAUAUGGAAAUAAACGAGAGUAACAACAAAUUACAUUUUGAAAUAGUGUUCUGUGUAAUGAUAAUCUAUGACUUAAGGCAAUCAGUCCUAAGUCUGCUUUCUGACCUCUAGAAUUACUAGCAAAGCUAUUUGACCUAAAUACAAUCUUCCAAAGCAGAGUAUGCAAGAUAUUGUUUUACAGGAAGCGGUAAGCAAUGACAAAGAAUUUCCCCAAGGCUUUAUUUUAUUCCGAAAUGAAUUUGGGUAUAAUGCAUUACAAUUCUGUCUGGGAAAACGCUUAGCUCCACAGUUACAUAGAGUAUGCAUUUACGUAUGGUAUCAAAUGGUAAAAUGAUAGGGAGAAAUAUGAUGCCUCUCUGUUAUUUUAUGUUGCACCCUAGUACUUUUAAACAAUGGAGGCCUCCUGCAUUAUCACCUUAAAUGAGGUAUCAUCCCAUUCUGGGCAGAUUGCGGAACAGUUUCCUACCACCCUUAAGUUCUGUAAUAUAAAUGGACAAUUAUAAAAUUAUAAAUAUAGAUUCUGCCCCCCACCCGUUUUAAAUAUAUAUCAGUGUUGGUACCGGUAUAUUGUAAUGUGCUGGAAUAUAACUUUUUAAAAAGUAUGUCAAAUUAGCAAAAUGUGGUAUAGGCUUCAGGUAUGGCAGAAAUGCUCUUCUGCUGCCAGUGAAUAAGGUCCCAUACAAACCCUGGUCUCCCAGGCAGCCUGGUACACCUGCUCCAGGCCUCAGAGGUCUAAGAUGGCUGGGGGACCCCCAGAGACCAGCUCCUUUUCCGUUUCAGUUUAUAACUGAACCCCUUUCCUGGGGUCUCAGAAAAUCUCUGCACAGGCCUUUUCCCAGGUAUGGCACUCUAACCACUACACAACCCAGGGAUUUGACUCAUGUUGCUUUUCUACUUUAAAAAGCCCUCUAUGCACAUUUAUGUAUAAAUGUGUUGUGCAUAUUGGCAUUUUAAAAAUCACAUUAUUUUUGAAACAUAGCUGUUCUGUUUUGUUCAGAAGCCCCUUUUGCUCCCCAAACUUGUAUCUCGAAACUGAGGGCUGGUGGACCAUGUUAGGACACAGAAAGUUCCUUCCACAAAAAUUAUGGAAGAAUGUGGGGCGGUUAUCUUUUCAACCCGUGUGUGUGUGUCUACUGCCAUUGCACACUGAUGCUGGUUUUUUUUAAUGAGCUUGAGCCCAAGGUUUUUUCUCUUUGGGUUUUCUCAGCUUACUUUGGAUAUACUGCAUAAACAAUUAUUGCACUUUUUACUAAAGACCCCACCAAAAACAUCUGAUUUUUCAGUAUACUUCCCAGUUUAGUGGCUUCUGCAGCCUUAAUCCUGAGUGGCUCAUAGCAAUAAACAUUAUCUCCCUUUUUGUUACGGGAAAACAAAUGACUUUUACCAGCGCGCGUUUCGGCACUUUAAUAUUCCAAAAAAGAGGAAACCCCAGCCUGUAAGAGAACAUCGACAGCCAUCUGUCAAGCCCCCAUGACGCAGCCACCAACCACCACCUCUCUGCAAGCUACCAUUAGGGAAAUCCUUAAAAGACCCUUUCCGACAAAGGCCGGGCUAAACUACAAUUCCCAGAAUUCUCUUCAGACCAGCGCAGUACGAACAAACUCGCUGGAUUCGCCUCAUAAGCAAACGUGAGCACAGCGGCGUUUCUAAGAGACGGCCGCCCGCCGGGCGACUGAUGGGUCCGCUGUCCAAUCUGCUCAACGGGCUCCUCGCGAACGACCCAAUAGCGUUUCAAGGCGUCGGAAGGGUGGGCGGGCACCCUUGAGGGAAUAGCUGGCUCACUGGCCCUUGGAUGGAGGGCAAGGGAAAAGGAGGGGGCUUGUUGCGAAGGUGGAGCGAGCGAGGAGCGAGGGGGACGGGCCAGUCGCGUCCUGCGGGGACUGCAGCUGAGGCGGCGGAGAGUUGGCGACGAAGCGGUUAACCCUGCAGCGACAGAGACAACGGCCGUUCGGCGACUGCCGCUGAGCCGCUGACUGGGUUGCCUGCCGCCUCCGUUAGCUGCCCCGCCCGCCGGUCCCUGCGCCUCGCGGCUCUCUCCCUGCGCCUAGUCCGGCCCGGCCCCGCAGUCACCAUAGAGACAGCGGCGGCGGAGGCGACGACGGCGCCGCUUGCUCGCAAGCCAUGGGCAGGAGCCUGCUGCUGGGCUGCGCCGGGCUGAACCGGAGGGCGCCGCGGGACAACCGGUAAUAUCGCCUCCCCCCCCCCCACCUCAGCCCCACUUCUCUCCUCGGAGGCCCUCGAGAGGAAGAGUGAACCCCGCGCCGGCCUCGCUCUGAGGGGGAAGGAGCGCCGGCCGCCGCGUUCCAGGUAGGCGCUUCCCCUCAGGGGCUGGCGAGCGGGGCAUGGGGUGGGGGAGCGCGGUCGUCACCCGGCCUUUGGCCUCCCCUAGCCAGCGAAAGGCCGCUUCGGCGGGGUGUGCGCAAGUGCCGCCGGCCCGCCUGGUCGGGGGGGGGCGGCGGCGGGAGGGAUGCUGCUUCGGAGGCGCCGGGGGGGGGGGUUGGCGGGGCCUCGCGGGAUGCGCCUCUGGUAGAGCUUAAUAGCGGAGGGAGCAGCGCCGGGUUUUGGGCAUGGGAGGAGGAGGCUACACGGAGGGUAACCUUCAGAGCAUCAGUAAAUCACCCGUAAUUUCGUCCCGCCGGUUAUCUAUCCCGGUUUUCCGUGCAGGGGCAGGAGGGGGGCGGGGAUGCUGCAUUAUUAGGGGGGGCGGAAUCAUCUCCCAGCCUCGGAUGGGAGAAGAUCUGGCAGCGCUUGGCCACUUCUGGUGUGUCUUCUCCUAAGGCCCCCUCUGUUCGCUUUGCAGGGUUGGGGAGCGGGGUAGCUGCUCGUUGUGGGUGUUUGGUAACUGGGCAGCAGCGGUGAGGCGCAUCGCAGAAGUUUCCUGCCUGGUACCGAUGAAAUGGCAAGUGAUGCUCUCGCGGUUUGAGAGCGGUUCUGCUGCAAAAAUAUAGGCUCUGCGGGGUGGUGGGAAAAGAGCUCUUUCGCUUAUUUCGGCAAAGGUCUGGCUUUCCCUGCCUUUCUUUCAUUGCUCCCCGAGGGGAAAACUAGGCUGCUUGACUUGUAAAUCUGCUAAUGUUGAUGCUUCUGUGUUUCCUUUAGUCAUACAAAUAUGCUCUGGCAUACAGGCAGAUGGAGGCUGAGGCUAAACAUUGCCGCUGCUAUCAGCAGUUGCAUGAAGAUAUGAAUACAGAUACAUAGACUUUCUUUUAAAAGAGAGAGGUAUGGUCCUCUGCCAGAGAUCUUUAAAGAGACCAACUGCCAGCAAUGGGUGUAGAGAAAAUCUGCUAGAGAGGGUUGGCAAUGUUGUGUCUUUCUGCCAUGAAACAGCAAGAGGGAUGGUUAAAUGAUACUUAACCUUAAGUAUAGCACCAAGUAUUGGUGGGUUUCAGAAUGAUGCUAAAAUAUAGAUGCUUUGAGACUAGCAUUUUCUGUUAGUAACAGUAAGAUAUAUCACAGAUAUAUCCUACCAUACAAGUUAUUUAAGACUAAUAUAUGUAGAUGACUUCAGAUUUUAAAAAAUAAUCAAGCAGUUUAUAAAUUUCUUGAAAUAAAUAAACUUGCUCUGAUGUUGGUUAGUCAGGAAAUAGUUAUUUUAGGCUAUAGCAGGUAAUGUUUUAAAUUUGCUUCUCUGAUUGGGACAUACCAAAUGGUUUUUAAGCCAGCAAUUGUUAUUCUUAUAAAGAUUAUAUACAUUUCACAUUUUUUGCUUAGUGUGGUCUUGACCUUUUGUGUUUAUUGCUGUUGUUUGUUCAGAAAUAAGCCCCACUGAGAUAAACUGGAUAUACUCCCAGGUAACUGUGCAUAGGGUUGCAGCCCAAGGUGUGUAAAAUGAGAUAAAGUAAUUUUUUUCUGGUGUAUUUAAACCAGUCAUUGAAAAUGCAUUUGCAGAGAAGUAUCAAAUGAACCACAACAAUGAAGGUGAAUAUUUUAAAGGACCCGUAACUUUCAAAAACCUUUGCAGUAUAUUUUAUAUAUUGUGUCAUCUAGAAUACUUUUUUUUGCCCGACCACAAUGUUGAAAACUUUCAUGGUGAAAGCAGUGAAGUAAAGAAUAUGACAGAAUAGCACUUACCCAGAGUAAGAGAGUCUAAUAUUAGUGCAGAAUAUCCUGCACUAUAUCAAACGUUCUUGGCACUGAUAAUCAAUAUUUAAAUUAUAAGUGAGAUGUGCCAAGGCUUGAGUUUACAUAAAUUUCUGUGAGUAGCUGUUUCAAAAUAUUUUCAGUGGGAUUCUUUCUUUAAAUGUUUGGAACUGAUCCCUGGUCUCUGAUCAAGUCUUGUGAAUAGUAAUCUUGCCUUCCUUUGGUUGUGUGCUCAUAUGGGAAGUAGAAGAAACUUAUGCAGAUUUGUCCCAAGACAAAAGAGAAAAAAUAUCAUAAUAAUGAAAGACAGUAUUUGGCAUCACUUGUUCUCUUGGAGUUCAAAAAAGCAAGGGAGCUUUGAAGUCCUUUAGACUGAAGAAAGCAUGUGGAAAACAAGGGAUGGGAUGCUUUACUUGUCUGGGCUUUAAGGUUUUGUGGGGGGCAGGUACUGGAAGGGAUUAUUGCAGAAUCUGAAUGGGUGGGAUGUACUGUGUGUGUCUUCUAACACGUCCAUUCAAGAAAAAAAGAUGCACAAAAUGGGGUUGGUGUGAAGGUUAAAGGUAAAGGGACCCUUGACCAUUAGGUCCAGUCGCGGACGACUCUGGGGUUGCGGUGCUCAUCUCGCUUUAUUGGCCAAGGGAGCCGGCGUACAAAUUCUGGGUCAUGUGGCCAGCAUGACUAAGCCGCUUCUGGUGAACCAGAGCAAUGCACGGAAACGCCGUUUACCUUCCCGCCAGAGUGGUACCUAUUUAUCUACUUGCACUGGCAUGCUUUCAAACUGCUAGGUUGGUAGGAGCUGGGACCGAACAACGGGAGCUCACCCCGUCGCGGGGAUUCGAACCGCCGACCUUCUGAUCGGCAAGCCCUAGGCUCUGUGGUUUAACCCACCACGCCACCCGCUGUGAAGGUUAGGAUGCAGCUUAUACCUCCUUGACACUGUCUUCUUAGGGAAAACAUCUCCAUACUUUUAAGAACUGAGUUUGGAGUAAACAAGUUGCACAAUGCAUCCUUAUUUAGUAAGAAAAGCGUAAAACACUUCCUAGGCUGGUAAAAUACAAAGAAUAUAUUUUUGGAACUUAAUAGACAUUUUUAUCAGAUAAAAGCUUGGUUAAAUACAAACAGAUUAUAACUUGUUCAGAAUGACUACCGUGUUCCAGUUCACCAGUUUGUCUGUGACUGUAUCUCUCAGCUGAUGAAAAUUUUAAUCUGACUGAUGUGAUCUGUUCUAAGUGUAAGGUUCACAUGACCUUACUAAAACACAGCCCUAGAGUUUUAUUUUAGGAGUGGUGGCGGUGGCAGCAGAAUACAAUUAUUACAAGUUGCAAAACAGAAAGCUGGUGUGUUAUAAUGGCUUGACAUAAACUAUGCAGUACAUUGAUUUAUUCCUUGUUUUUCUGUUGGAUAAGCUGUGUCUAGCAUCCCUUAAAGAGACAGAACAUUGGGUUUUUUAAAUAGCUUUGGAAGAAUUUCAGUGUUCAUAUAUUGCUGGUUUUUAAUUAGAAUUAAUGAUUACUGUAUUUGAAUAGUCUUUGAUACUUGGGCCAUAAAAACAUGUUGCCCCCCCUCCCCCCGCCAGUAACAUUUGAAAAAUGUUACAUUGCUUUAAGUUUAUUGGAAACAUGUAUUGCAAAAUGAUCUGCUAGUGCUAGUGUGUUGGGUUUCUUUUUUGGAUAGUACACUGGAUGGAAUAUGUCAAUACUUUUCAGUAAAAAGAUUCCUUCUGCCCCAAUUCUGGUUUGAAUCCUGAGAUCUUAUGAACAGAACUUAAUUCAUAAGACACUUGCUGGUAGAACUGGAGGAGGCCUUUCUUGCUGUGGAGGACAAGUGUGGGACUGUGGGGGAAAGGUUGAGUUGACUUCCUCCUUCAGCAAGUGGAAAUCUCAGCUGGAGCAAAGGCCUUUCCAUAAGCAGAAGGAGCCCUUUCUUCUAUUCAUGGAAGGGCAACUGCAGACCCAAGCAUAUUUUCCUAAAUUUAAGAUUAAUUGUACUUCAUAUAGCCUUAAUGAUUCACCUUUGCAUCUUGGUAUGUAGCAUUAGUUUCUUGUGGUGUGGAAGGAGUUGCAUUGUGGUGAGGAUUGUAGUGGCCUGAUGUGGCUCUGAUUUCAUUGCCUGAUUGGGCAAUGAAAUGUCAUUCAACAUGGAUGUGCUUGUUGGCAAAAGUGAGUGGGGUCUAGGCAUGUCCACACUUAUUCUGCAUGAAUUGUGAUGUAAUAUGGAAGGCAUUACAGCUCACUGAGGAGAACCUAUUUUGUUUACAAAACUAGAAAUCUCUCUUCCUUCUCAAGAGUGGUGUGGGUUUUUAAAAUAAUAUCUUCAUGGAAAAUUCAGUGUGGAGAUAGCAGUAGUACUGAUGCUGCAAUACUGGAAUUAAAAGAACUGUUAACUGGUUCCUCAUGUCCAAGGAAGCUUUUGGCUUGGAUUUCCAAAAGCCAUUUGUGAUAAAGUGUAGGAAUGUUGUGUUCAAAGGGAGCAACAUCAGAACUUUCAUUGGGAAUGAGCUAGCUCUUGGAUACAUCUUUGGAUGAUGGCUACAUUCUUUAGUAUUAAUUACUUGAAAUAUAGUGUCUGUAUUAGCUGUCAUAUAACAAAAACAAUAGGCUGGAUGAAAGUCAGUAAACUAAAAUGGAAUUGCUAUAAUAAAGAGGUGUUGUGGGUAGGUAGUUCUUAUAUCCAGGAACUGGCUGCACACCUUGCUUUAGAGGGGCUUGCCUUCUCCUUGAGGGGUCAGGUAUGUAGACUGGUGGUACUUCAAGAUCCAGCUUCGUAACUGAGCCCAUAUGGCCUCAGUGGCACCAAGUGUCGUGUCCUUUUCCAGCUUCAAUUAGUUCAUUGGCUAUGGCUUUGCAAUAGUGAUGCAUGCCCUGGUAAGCUCCUAUUUUGGUUACUAUAAUGUGUUUUGUGUUGGGGUGCCCAAGAAGUUGAGAUGGAAGCAGCAGUUCAUGCAGAACAUGCUGUAAGAUUGUUGACUAGUUCAUCCAAAUGAAAUCUCAUCAUACUGAUUCUGAGGGAGUUACACUGCCUGCCUAUAUGCUUCUGGGCUGUAUUCAAAUUGCUGGUGCUGUUUACCAUAAAGUGAUAAACAGCUUGGGGUCCAAAGAUCUCCAUAGCUUAUCUCCAUACCAUCCUGUCCAUGCGCUAAGAUAUUCCAAGGAGCUCUUCUCUGUGUACAAAUGGUUGGGGGAUAUGUAGUGACUUUUCCCCGGGCACAUCCAGAAUUUUAGUAUAUUAUUUUUUGGUGAUAGGAUUGCCUGCUCUAUUGUUUUAGCUGCUCAAACUGUUCACAUUGGUUUUAUGGUUGCCUUUUAUUCUAUGUGAUUUUAUAAAUUUAUAUUUUGUACCCUGUUCUGGGAUCUAUCAAGUUGAAGGACAGGCUAUAAAUAUUCUUAAACAAAAUAACACAAUGCUCAAUAGGGGAUUUUGCUGUUUUGUAAAGGUGACUGCAGUGUUUCCUUUCCUAAUAGGUUAAAAGGGAUUGAUCCUUUUCUUAAUAGCUUCCCAGAUUAUUGUUUUUGGGCUUCUUGUUCUUCUAUCUCCACAUUUGUAAGACUGUUUAUUUUUAUUCCCCACCUGUCAUUAAAUAUUGAGAAUGCUAAAACAAUGGUCGCAACAUUUCUGGUAGUUGAUUAGAUGGUUAGUUUAAAUAGUUGUCCAUAAAUGCAGUAGGUGCUACAGAUAUGUGAAAUCAUGGUUAUAAAUAGUAUCUGUAGUUCUUUCACACUCCUCUAUAUGGAGGUCAAGCAAAGUCAGUUAAAUCUGAGAGGGAAAAAAUAUUGUGAUUCUUGCAUUGGUAGUCUGCCUGUGGUUUCCAUAAAUAUAAACCAUGGAUUUCUUUUGUUUCUUGUUUAUGGGUGAGCAAGAAUCAUUAAGAAUUGUCUGCUCCAAAGCAGUAUGUAUGGAAAUAUUAUGUUGAACUUGUAUUAGUUAUUGUACAACAAAUCUCCAAAGUUCAGCAAUAUGUUAUGGGAGAAACAAACCUGUGGUGCCUUAAUACUGGUGGAAUGUUAGCUUAGUGAAGUCAGGAUUCUACAUGUGCUUAGGAGAAAAGGCAAAAUGAUAUUGCUUAUUGCUUUAAACUACAGAAAAUGUAGUAACACUCUGUGUACAUAUGCACACAGCAUCUGUGGCAACAUUGCUGACACAUACUAAUUGUAGCUUGGUGCAUCAUCACCGUUUCAUCAAUCAUGCAUAGAAGCAACCAAUCAGUGCAUGGUGAUGGUAGAUUGUCCCCAAUCAUUGCAUAGUGAUGGCAGAAUGUCUCCAAGGCAUCAUUCCACUACUUAGGUGGUCAAAAAUCCACCAACCUGCAUUCAGCAGUGUAAAUCAUCAUGACACAUCCCAGCAUGACCCUGGCAACAGUCACUUUUCAGGCAUAUUUGCCGACAGGGUUUGAAAUCCUCCUAUAUCUCUUCCAUGCAAUAAAGCACAGGAACACAAACAAUAGCUUGAACAAGCCACAGUUCCUCAUAUUCAUAUGAAAUGGGAACUGACAGUUUGUUGCGAACAGCAAGUAGAAGCUUUGGUCUCCUCCCUUUGUGCAUGGAGGAGGAGUCCAUAAGCCCGAUACAAGUGCCCAUUCACAUUCAUAACAAUAUAUAUUUUUUUAUUAACAAAAUUUAAAUACCACUUGAUUUUAGUAAAGCCUCUAAGUUGUUCACAAGAAAUAGUAAAACUAUCAAUAAAAACAGUUAAAACAUUUAAAAAUAAUUAAAAUUAACAUCAAAAAAGAAUGCAUUUCAACAUCAACUCAGUUGGUUAGAGUGUGGUGCUGAUAAUGCCAAGGUUGCAUGUUUGAUCCCCAUAAGGGACAGCUGCAUAUUCCUGCAUCGCAGGGGGUUGGACUUGAUGAUUCUCAGGGUCCCUUCCAACUCUACGAUUCUUUGCUUCUAUAUGUCUGCAUAGGCCUACCUAAACAAAAACGUUUUAAGCAGGCUCCAAAAAGAGUAUAGUGAAGGCAUUUGUCUGAUGUCAGUAGGCAGGUAGUAUAGGUAAUGCCAUGCUAAAAGAUAAAUUUAUUAGAGCUGCAGAAUGAGUAUUGUGCAGCACACAUAAAAGUGCCAAUUCUUCAGAUUGAAGCAUGGGAACCACUCACCCACAGUGCCUCCAUUUUGCCAGCAUUGUGGCACCACUGUGUCCAGGUACCAGUCCAGGAGCUGUGUGGCCUCUCCUGAUUCAGAUGUUAUGGAGAUAUAGUAAUAAUAAUAAUAAUAAUAAUAAUAAUAAUUCAUUUCUUAUACCCCACACAUCUGACUGGGUUACCGCAGCCACUCUGGGCAGCUUCCAACAAAAUAUAAAAGAACAAAAUGUCACACAUUAAAAGCUUCCCAAAACAGGGCUGUCUACGAAAAGUCAUAUAAUUGUUUAGUUCUUUGACAUCUGACAGAAAGGCGUUCCACAGGGUGGAUGCAAUAACUGAGAAGGCCCUCUGCCUGUUUCCCUGUAACUUCACUUCUCUCAAUGAGGGAACUGCCAGAAGGCCCUUGGAGCUGGGGACCUCGUUGUCCAAGCUGAACAAUGGGGGUGGAGACGCUCCUUCAGGUAUACAGGGCUGAAGCUGUUUAGGACUUUAAAGGUCAACACCAAGACUUUGAAUUGUGCUUGGAUAUGAAAAUUAUGCAGUCUGUUGUUAUAACUUCUUCUAAACAUCCUCCACCCAAUGAAACAUCCUUCAGCUUGGUUGCAGUUUGUGGAGCUGCAGGAGGUUGUCAAAACAGUUGAGUCAACAGUUGGAGCUCAAGUGUUGAAAAAAUUGUGAUGAAUAUGAGAAACCAUUAUAGGGGUUGUUCUGUGGCUCAUCAUCUUUGGCCUCCUUUGGUAUAAUAUAGGUGCAAAGCUUGUUUCACUUGCCUUGCCGUCACCAAUAGCUAGGCGCAUUUUGCCUCAGUCUUUAAAGUGUGCCUUAUAGUAGUUCAGCCUGGAUACUGCUAGUGCAUGGGCAACUGAGACAGGAUCCAUGCUCUCCAGAUAGUCUCAGUUGGUGUAUCAGCUUAAGCUGGUAAAAAACACUUCUGGCCGUUGUUGCUACUUGAGUUUUCCCAAUUUUUCCAGCUGCAUAUUGCAUCCUUCUAUGGGAGUGCACUCCUGUGCAAACUUACCCACUCACAAUAUCUCUGUCAAUAGCAAUUGGCCUAGUGAGCUACUAAAGCUGUGGAAGAUCUCUUUGUUUAUAUAUAAGCACCUGACCCUACUGGUGAAUUGCCUCCAAGAUUAAAAGUUGCUGCACAUGAGCUGUAGAUUUGCUAUCAAUGGGUAUCUGACACCUACAAUAAUUUUUGUGUCAAUAGUGUGAGUAUUUUUCUCCAUUGAAUUGUAUAGUGGUUUCUCCUGUAGCUGUUAACGAUCCAUUAUUGAUAGAAGGUAUAUUUUGUCCUAUUAUAUAAGUUGUAAUACAGCUUUCUUAAAGGAGAAAAUAAUCUAUUUCAAUGGACUUCAUAGUGAGUGUGGUCUGGCGGGGGAUAAGAAACUCUUACCAAUCUCUGAUGAAAUAACUUGGUGUUGAAGGUCAGAGAGGAGUUAGAAUAAAGGAAAGCUGAUAUGGUAAGGGUUUAUGUAGAGAACACAACCUUGGCCAUGAUCUCAUUUUUUUAGCCUUAUACAAGUCAAUGGUUCUCAGCUUAACCCUCCUGCAUAUAGUAUGGGGUGUUAAAAGGAUAAUGGAUUAUCCACAGGGGUGUUACAAGUAUUAGUUUGAUGUGUAUGAAAGAAUUGAGAAGAAUUAAUGUUAUAUUCUAAUGUUGCUCAUUUGAGGCAGGGAUAAACACUCUUCAACUGGCAUAAAGCUUUACAACUUUUAAAAAGGUAUCUGUUGCAGAUACUUUUAUUUCUAAAGGAACGUACUUACACACACAGCAGAAAGCUGACUUCACUACGUAAAAGAUUUUAAAAUAUUUUUGUUUCGUUUGAAAUUUUAUUUCAGUUCUGAAUUGUAAAAUUGAAAAAUAACUUUCUUACAAUAGAGUUAGGAAGGUAUUCAUUUUGCCAUUUUUUAAUUAUCAAGUUCUCAUGAACUUGAUAAGUAUUGCUGUUUAUCUUGAUAGCCUCUGCUUAAAUGGAAGCCACCUUUGGGAGCUGGAUGGUCUCUAUUGA